AUGAACUAUUACAUGUAUCGCCGCAUCUGGCAAGAAGGGGGAAAUGCAAUGGGCAGAAAGGUCUUCUGGCCUAAACCAGUGGCGUGGGUGAGCUUCCUCAAUGAAAGCAGCGGCCAGAUUUCAGUGAGUACUGUAUUCGUUUUGCGGCGCAGAGGAGAGAUGGACUUGGAAGAGAUGCAAGAUGAAGAGCUGUCGGUGGCCGAAAUGCAAGAGAUGAUGGCCGCGAUCACGGGGACCUCCCGGUACACGGCGCAGAGGGAGAAUCACCCGAGGCCCAUUAGAGAGGUGUCCGCUGCUGCAAGUGCAGGUGAUCUGGCUAAGCUUAAGGGGUUGGUUGAUGGAGGGCCGAGGCUCGACAAGGAAGAAGAUCUGAGGGAGUCUGCUCGAGCGGGGCACCUCGAGGUGGUGCGGUAUCUCAUGGGGUAA
Phytophthora sojae is the source of this 426-nucleotide messenger RNA. RefSeq lists its product as hypothetical. The transcript has a single exon. The record is from RefSeq and is a predicted model, not a curated record. The coding region runs from base 1 to 426 and encodes 141 amino acids. Lineage: Eukaryota; Oomycota; Peronosporomycetes; Peronosporales; Peronosporaceae.